This is a messenger RNA of Salarias fasciatus (jewelled blenny), 1326 nucleotides long. RefSeq lists its product as uncharacterized. NCBI's taxonomy places the organism in Eukaryota, Metazoa, Chordata, Actinopteri, Blenniiformes, Blenniidae. Gene Ontology annotation, biological process: response to bacterium. The coding region runs from base 54 to 1043 and encodes 329 amino acids. The transcript has 5 exons. The record is from RefSeq and is a predicted model, not a curated record.
UGCUGACACCUGCACACUUCAUCCUCUCCCUCACAUGUCUGGCUUGGGGGAACAUGGCCCUGAAAUCUCAGCUGACAUUGACUUUGUCACAGCACCAGGAGCGACAUUUUAUAUCAAGGAAUGUUGGUGAGGAUGUGAUUCUGAACUGUUCCUACGACGCAGGAGGUGAAUCAGCAUGGCUCUUCUGGUACAAGCAGCCCCUCGACCAGCAGCUGCGCCUCAUCUCCUCCUUCUAUGUUUUUGACACAGAAGAAUCUUUCCACAAUGAAUUCAAGAACAACCAGCGAUUCACGCAAGAGAAAGCGAACAACUUUUAUCACUUGGUCAUUUCAGAAGUGCAGAUUUCAGACUCUGCCACUUACUACUGCGCAAGCAGCAACGCGUAUGAUGUAAAGUUCACAGACGGUGUGACCUUGAUUGUGAGAGAGCCAGGUCUGAGCGUCCAAGCCUGGAUUGAUCAGUCGGUAUCAGGUGCGGUCCAGCUCGGCGGCUCGGCGACGUUGCGCUGUGAUGUACAGGUGGAGAUCUGUGACGGAGAACACAGUGUGUACUGGUUCAAAAACUCAGCAGACCAUCAUCGAAGAAUCCUUUAUGAAGGCAGAGCGCGAGAGUGUGAAAAGAAAGUCAACACAAAGACACUCGACUGUGUUUACCACCUGGAUCUGAAGGGCCUGAAUCAGUCCCACGCUGGGAACUACUACUGUGCGCUUGUUGCAUGUGGAAACAUCCUGUUUGGAAAUGGGACCAUGCUGGGGUUUGAUGAUGGGGUGAACUCUCAGGUCGUGGUCGACGUCCUGAUUGGAGCUUUGGCAUUCUCGACCAUUCUGUCAGUUGCACUGAGUGGCCUCGUCUACAAAGUCAACCAAAAGAACAGCUUCCAGUCCACUGAUGUGGAAUUUUCAGCUCCCACACUCAUCGAGGGUGAGAGCCAGGAAACAGACAACCUCCAUUACGCUGCUCUGAGCUUGAACACAUCCAAGAGGUUAAGAACACAAAGCAACCCCGCCGAGGACGGCUGUGUUUAUGCCAGUGUGAUGAAGUAGAACCACACCAGCUUUGUUUGCUUUAUAUUCUUGUAGAUUUAAAUGAUAAAUGUAUUUUGCUUAUAUUGCACUCUCUUUUCACUGCUGCAUGAGUCCCAAUAAGCUUUGCAUUGUUAUUCACAUUGACAAUAUCACUGUUCCAAACCACCUUUGAUAGGUUAACAGUUGCAUUGUGGUCCGUGGUUCAACACAAAAACCUCAAAAAAAACUUGAGAUGAGCAUGCUUAUUUUUUAUCCUUUGUCAUUUCAUAUUCCUUUUAUAACCUUUUUUUUUUUCCAUGAU